AUAUGUACUUAUUUAGGAGUCUGCAGCAUGUAGUGAGCUGUGUGAAUAAUUAUGGAGUGUUUGUUAGUCCUUUUUCUGCUUUCAGGGCUCUUCUGGAGCAGUUCUGGUCUUUCUCGACAGUAUCACUAUAUAAAUGAGAGAAUGUCCUGGAAUGAUGCUCAGAGUUACUGCAGAUCGAGGUACACUGAUCUGGCUACUGUAGACAGCAUGAAUGAUGUGAGCAGGCUGGUAAAAACAGUGGAUGCUGGUUACAGUGGAUCAGUGUGGAUUGGACUGAAGAGGGGGACACAGAGCCACUGGGGUUGGUCUGUGGGAGACAAUACUCUCACACAGUACAGUGGCUGGAAACCAGGGAAGCCUGAUGGUGAAGGAGAAUGUGUCUAUUUUGCCUUUGGAUUUUGGUUAAAUUACCCAUGCUCAAAGCGGCUAUACUUUGUGUGCUACAAUGAAAGCACUGGCUACAACAUGAUAAAAGCUUGGAAAAACUGGACAGAAGCGCAGAGCUACUGCAGACAGUAUUACACUGAUCUGGCCACCAUCCGCAGCUCUGAGGAACAAAGCCAGCUUUAUAGUAUUGUUGGGGAUGGGCCAUGGGUCUGGAUUGGUCUGUUCCAGGAUUCUUGGGAAUGGUCUGACCAAUGGAGCCUUUUCUUUAGAUACUGGGCAGCAGGACAACCAUCCCAGAGUUCAGGUUCUGGUGACUGUGUUGGCAUGUUGACAACUGAUUCUGGGAGAUGGGCUUCUGAUAGCUGUGAUCUAAAACGUCCGUUCAUCUGUCAUGGAGUGCCCAAUGAUGAGAAAAGUGUGUUUGUGCUGACUGGAGGUUCUGUUACACUGAAUAUACAGAUUGGAAACCUGCCACAGUUUGAUACAUUGGUCUGGAUGAAUAAUACAUUAGAAAGUUUUGUGACAUUUAUAACUAAAACUAGCAAGACAAUGACUUGUACUUCUUACAAGGACAGAGUGAUUUUCAAUCAGACAAGCUUCUCUAUAACACUGAAGAAUAUGCAGAAGACAGACAGUGGAGUGUACAGAGCACACAUAUUUGGACACAUUAACACAAAUGUUGCUGAAUACAAAGUAUCAGUUAUAGAUGCAGUUGAAGCUCCUGUCCUGAAUAUUUUCUCUAACUGGUCCAGUGACUCCUCUAUUGUGAAGGUCACAUGUAGAAGUCAUGACCUCAGCCUCAGCACCAGCUACAAAAACAACAGAUGCUGUCAAGAGGAAAUUAAGUCCUUUGGAAUCUCCACUCUCAUCCUGAAUUUUACUGAGGACUCCAUCAUCUGUAACCAUAGCAACCCAGUCAGCUGGAGGCAGGAAAGAAAGGAGAUUAAACAACUGUGUCCCUGAUAUGAAAGUGCAGCAGUGUGUCCCCCAGCUGGCGUGUCUUUGUGUCUGCUAAAGACUGUGCUGUUCUCUGUAUCUCUGGUGCUCAUGAUGUCUGCAGUCAUCACUGUUCAUAUCAGAGAGAAAUUGAAGAAAUCAUGAAGUCAAAAUUGUACUUUUAAUAAAGAUACUAGGUCAAUUUCAGGAUGCUAA
Molecule: messenger RNA, 1539 nt
Organism: Myxocyprinus asiaticus (Chinese sucker)
Lineage: Eukaryota; Metazoa; Chordata; Actinopteri; Cypriniformes; Catostomidae
Product: macrophage mannose receptor 1-like
Exons: 6
Coding region: 52-1350 (432 amino acids)
Source: RefSeq, a predicted model, not a curated record